CCCAGUUUCCGUUUCGGAUGUCAUCUUAAUCCCCUCCAGCCACCGGAAGCUCUCGAUAAAGCCGAGGUUGCAAAGUGCGUCACAGAGCAGAAAAAACCCAAAACAACGAGCCUGCAGUCCAGCAAGCGACCGUCUUCUCUUCUUCUCUUUUUGCACAAGAAACCCCGAGCGGACGUUUCCGCUACCAGCAUGGUGAAGAUCGCUUUUAACUCGGCUCUGGCGCAGAAGGUGCUGGGCAAAGAGGAGCCGGCCGAUGUGAAGGACCCUGAGCUGGGCUCUGCUCCAGCGGGCAACGAGGGCUCCACAGGUCGCUGUCUGCUCACCCUGCUGGGCAUCGCCUUCAUCCUCAGCGGGCUCAUCGUCGGGGGGGCAUGUCUCUAUCGAUAUUUCACCCCAAAGAGGCUGUAUCACGGUGCGAUGCAGUUCAGCGACGUGUCAGCUGGAGCUGGAGGGGGGAGCCAGCCGUACUACCUGCCGCAGGUGGAGGAGGAGGUGGAGAUCUCUGACAGCAUGGCCGUGAUCAGCGUCCCACCUCCCCGCUUCAGACCUGGGGACCCCGCUUACAUCCUCCAUGACUUCAACAGGAAGCUGACAGCAUAUCUGGACCUGACUCUGAGGACCUGCUUUGUGAUUCCUCUGAACACAUCGGUGGUGCUCCUCCCUCAGGACCUCAUCGACCUCUUCUCGCAGCUGAUGUCCGGCUCUUACCGCAGCUACUUGGUGCACGAGGACCUGGUGGUGACGGAGCGUAUCGACGACAUCGAGCCUCUGGGCUUCUUCAUUCGCCGACUGUGUGACGGGAAGGAAACGUACAGGAUGCAGCGCCGCUCCAGCCUCCCAGGUGGAGGCAUCCAGAAGCGCUCUGCGGACGAUUGCUUCACCAUCCGCCACUUUGAGAACAAGUUCGUGACGGAGACCAGGAUCUGCAAGGCUUGAUGGGGAAAGCGAGAGCAUCGGUCAGGGAGCGAGUGAGAGUGAGAGAGAGAGUGUUAGCGAGAGCCAGAGAGAGAGCGACACACACAGAGAGAGAGAGAGUAGGAGGGAGUAGUGGGCGAAGGAGGAAACAGCUUUCAGCAGAAAGUGACUUGUAUAAAACCCUUAACUCCCUCGCUUUAAACCCCAGUGAUAAGUGAAUUUAAGUUCCAGUGUUAUAUAGCCUACCCCCCCCCUCCCACCUGAACCUGUAUAAGUCAUAGCUCUCUCGCUCAAGUAUUCACUAGUUAGUCUUGUACUAAUAACCAGCGUCAGCCUGCUAACUAACUAUAUACUAAGUUUCAUUUUGUUUUUUUCGUUGGUUGCCCGUAGCUUCCUGUUGAAUUAUCUUAUCGUCGUUACUGUAUUACAUCAUCCACCACUCGCGUCCAGACGACGAGUCCUUCUCCUGAAACUGAGAAGUCGUUCAUAUCAGACCUGUCCCGUGUGUCCAGCCUACUGUUCCCACUCUUAACGGGGGUUUUCUAGAUCAGCAAGACAUACUUUAAUGUUAUAGUGGGAUAUAGCACAAGCCACCCAGGAAAUGUAAGGUACGGUACAGUUACGGUGCACGUGCAACGCGGUUGUCCAUGUCCAUUGUGGACGGUACCAGAAAUGCUCGAGCCCCCGAGCUCUCAGUCAGCCUUUUUAUUUGUAGAUAUUUCCCAGAGUGCCUCACUGCUCCCAGAGGCCUCUGCUGUCCUGCUAUGUGAUGAUUUGUUUUAAUGUAAUAGAUGGUGAGUCCAGCACCCUUAUAUGACUUGUGUUUGUGUAGAAACCUCAUUUGUGACAAUAAACUGGGAAGGACACUAAAAGGGAAGUUUCACCAAAAUUUGAAAUCACUUUUUUAAAAUAUUCUUAUUUAUGAAUCUGAGCUGCUGCUUACUAUAGGUGGCUACAAGUUUUUGCAGAAUAUAUUUAUAAUUGUCACGGGAACAAUACGUUUGUAAAGAAUCCUUGAAUCUGCAUUGAAAAGCCCUUAAGGAAAAGCUUGAAAGUGUGAAAUGAAAAUGGCCUUUGGCCAAAAAAGGUCAAGUGGUUUCCCACUCGAUGCCUGCACAGAAAGACAAUCAGACAGGAAGUGUGUGUGUGUGUGUGUGUGUAAAAAUGUGUCUCUGUCUAACAAGUACUAGACAAUUGGAUAAAAAACAAUGUUGUGUGCAGCUACUUAAACAAAUUCACUUUGUCGCUGAAUAAAGUUACAUUUCUUUACCUACUGAAA
Molecule: messenger RNA, 2194 nt
Organism: Anarrhichthys ocellatus (wolf-eel)
Lineage: Eukaryota; Metazoa; Chordata; Actinopteri; Perciformes; Anarhichadidae
Product: integral membrane protein 2A-like
Exons: 6
Coding region: 190-936 (248 amino acids)
Biological process (GO): negative regulation of amyloid precursor protein biosynthetic process
Cellular component (GO): Golgi apparatus; extracellular exosome; plasma membrane
Molecular function (GO): amyloid-beta binding
Source: RefSeq, a predicted model, not a curated record